Molecule: messenger RNA, 2119 nt
Organism: Styela clava
Lineage: Eukaryota; Metazoa; Chordata; Ascidiacea; Stolidobranchia; Styelidae
Source: RefSeq, a predicted model, not a curated record
AAUAUUAUGGAACUCAGCUUUUCCGUAUUCGCUGUAACAAUUCUACUAGUUUGGUUAAUAUUACGAUGGAGGGAAGCUGCAAAGAAAUGGGCAAUAUACGCAAAAAUUCCUGGUCCAUCCCAACUAGCGUACCCUCUGAUCGGACAUGCUAGGCUUCUGAACUCUUGUCCAGACAAUAUUUAUGCAAGCCUCUUGAAAAUAACUGAAGGAAAUAUUGAAUGUCAAACCAGCAAUAUCGUAUGUAUAUGGUGGGGACCUAUGCCUGUUGUGCUAAUCAAGGGACCAAAGGCAGCCGAAGAGAUUUUACGAAGUUCUGAGCACUUGGACAAAACAUAUUUUUACCAAUUUUUUCACAAUUGGUUGGGAACUGGAUUACUAACAUCGACUGGCUCCAAGUGGAGGUCGAGAAGGAAGUUGCUCACUCCCACAUUCCAUUUUAGCAUUUUGAAAGACUUCCUGCCAAUUAUGAACGAUAAAGCUGAAAUAUUUACUGAACGAAUAGGAAAGUUUGCCGGCACAAAUAAUCAUUUUGAACUAUUUAAACCUGUUGGUUUAUGUGCUUUGGACAUUAUAUGUGAGACAGCGAUGGGAGAAAAUGUGAAUGCCCAAGUGGACGAGGAGUCAGAAUAUGUUGCUUCAAUAUCCAGGGUCAGUCAUUUGUUUUUCGAUCGAAUAAAACGUCCAUGGAUGUGGCCUGAUGCAUCGUACAAUUUAACGGAAGACGGAAGAGAAUGUAGCGAAAGGCUGGACCGUCUUCACAAGUUCACGGAAUCUGUUAUCCGAGAUCGUAUGAAACACAAGGAAAACGUGACGCAGAAGAAUAGAAGACAAGCUUUUUUAGACUUGUUGAUCAAUGUUUCAGAUGGAGGAAAACAACUCUCUAUUGAUGAUAUUCGAGAGGAAGUCGACACAUUCAUGUUUGAAGGCCAUGACACAUCUUCUGCAGGAAUGACAUGGACCCUUUAUCUUGUCGGUUUACAUCCCGAUGUUCAACGACGUAUCCAAGAGGAACUGGACGAGGUUUUCAACGACGACGAGAAUCGCAAUAUAACGUUCGAGGAUCUACGCAAACUUCAAUAUUUGGAAAUGGUCAUCAAAGAAUCUCAUCGGUUACUGCCACCUGUACCAUUAGUUGGUAGAAAUACAGCUCACGAUUGCAAAUUGGAUGGAUAUGAAAUACCCAAAGAAACCACGUGUAUACUCUUUAUUCAGAAAAUCAACAAUAACCCAGAAUACUGGACUGAUCCAGAAAGGUUCGACCCAGAAAGAUUCAGUACCGACAAUUGUGAAGGCCGACACCCAUACUCUUACGUGCCCUUUUCUGCUGGACCGCGUAAUUGCAUCGGGCAGAAAUUUGCUCUCAUGGAAGAAAAAGUUGUCUUGGCACACACGUUGCGAAAAUUUGAAGUGGAAUCUCGAGAUAAAUUCGAAGAUGUCGAAAUGCUUGGUGAUCUAAUUAUGAGACCUAUGGAUGGUGUUUACGUCAAACUGAAGAAAAGAAAAAAUGCCACGUAAAGUGGAAGAUGCAGUUAUUGUAAUAUUUCUGUUUGGUAAUUCGCUUUUAAGAGAAAUUGCUACAUACAAAGUAUGUAAAACAUGCAAAUUUUCGUUCGCUUACUCGAUAGAAGAUCCUGCUCCAUGAUCUGUAUAUAUAUAUGCCUAUUACAGCUCUAACUCUAACUAAACUUUGAUUCUCUCAGAUGAGGAUCUUUGAAUUAUAUGUCUCUUAAGCUCUUACUGACUUCACUAAGUUUAUUGUUAAGACAGUUUUCCUAUAUUAAGGGUUAAUAAUACAGAUAAUUUCUGUUGGGACUUGCACUCUAAACUAGACUCAGAUAACGCACUCGUUAGUAGUUUUAUUACUGGCUUUCACGAUACGAAAUCAAAAUCAUAUCUUGAAUACUGCAAUCUGUUGUAGUGUGUAUUAUAAAAAAAAUCAAUUGAAAGCGAAAAUAUUAGUCAGUAUUAAUAUUUCAAGAAAUUUUAGUAGAAUUAUUGGCGCUCCGUAUGGAGUAUGAACAUAGCAUGUGUGCCAGGUUAGGGUUGUGCGUCAUCUUGGUACAAAUACUUCGGGAGCAUCGAAUGUUUUUGUAAAAUACAGAUACCUAUUUUUAUUGAA